AUGGAGGUUCUUCAUGCAGAUGGUGGAAUAAAGCUGGGACGUGCUCAAUAUUCCUCGGCUCUCAGCGCAUGCGCAGCGGCGAAGCAAUGGCAACUGGCUCUGCACCUCUUCCACUCCAUGCCAGGAGCCCAUGUGGUAGCUGAUGUCAUCACAUACAGUGCUACAAUCAGCUCCUUCGAGAAAGCUGGCCAGUGGCAACUGGCACUGCAACUUUUCGAGGCCAUGCCCAGUGCGAGUCUGACGCCAGACGUCAUCAUCUACAACACCACCAUCAGCUCUUGUGAAAAAGGUGGCCAGUGGCAGCUAGCACUACAUUUGUUCCACACCUUACCCACAGCACAGCUCACACCCGAUGUCAUCACCUACAAUGCUGCCAUUAGCUCCUGUGAGAAAAGGGGUCAGUGGCAGCUGGCCCUCCAGCUGUUCCAUGCAAUGCCGUCCGCCUCGAUUGCUCCCAGCAUUGUCAGCUACAGCGCUGCCAUCAGCUCCUGCGAAGGUGGUGGGCAAUGGCCACUCGCCUUGCAACUCUUCCGCUCGAUUGCCGAGGACAAGCUGGUUCCCAACAUCGUCAGCUAUGGCGCCUUAAUCAACGCCUGUGGGAAGAGCGCAGAGUGGCGCUUGUCAUUGCAGCUGUUGAGCUCCCUUCGACUCGACGGAUUGUCGCCCAAUGUCAUCAGCUACAAUGCGGCCAUCAGCUCCUGCGAGAGAUCCACAGCUUGGGAGUGGAGCCUCCAUUUGAUGAACGCCAUGCCGAAGUCGAAGCUAUCCCCAAACGUCAUAAGCUACAACGCUGCAAUCAGCUCCUGUGAAAAGGGAGAAGAGUGGCAGUUCUCCUUGUCUCUCUUCCAUGCCAUGCCUGAGAAUCAACUCGUGCCCAACAUCACCAGCUACAACGCCACCAUCAGCUCUCUUGCCGCGGGCGCGCAGUGGCAGAUGGCUUUACACCUUUUCAGCGAGAUGCCUGACACAGAGCCGGGAAAGAACUUGAACAUCAGCUACAACGCCACCAUGACCUCCUGCGAAAAGGGGGGACAGUGGCAGCUGGCUCUUUUCGUCUUUCAAUCCAUGCCUCAGGCCCAGCUGACACCGGAUGUGAUCAGCUACAGCACCGCCAUCAGCGCCUUCGAGAGAGAUGGCCAGUGGCAAUUGGCCAUCGCCUUCCUUGACGCCAUGGCGACGCAAAGCCUCCCCAGCGAUGUCAUCAUCCUCAACGCGGCUAUCAGCGCUUGUGAGAAGGGCGCGCAGUGGCAAAUUGGGCUGCAUCUCUUCGACUCGAUACAGACGGCAGGCUUGACUCCAGACGUCAUCAGCUUCAAUGCUGCCAUCAGCGCCUGCGAGAAGGCUGAGAGGUGGCCUCUGGCUUUGCGGCUGCUGGCUUCCAUGCCCCAGGCCGAAGUUGCGCCGGACGCUGUCAGCUUCAACGCCGCGAUGAGUGCCUGUGGUCCGGCAAACUGGCGGCUGGCCCUCCAUUUGUUUCAGGCAAUGCCUUCAGCCAACUUGAAGCCGAACCUCGUCAGCUAUAACGCCGUCCUCGAUGCAGCUUGCCAUCGAAGUGUCGGCUAUACGUUGUUUUUGCAAGCAUUGCAUGCCAACUUCUACGACCACUUGCUCCACAAGGGUUCGACGACCUUAGACUUGCAUGAGAUGUCACCUGGAUCAGCUCUCCUGGCUGUGAAAUGGUGGCUCUCCGUCGUUCUGCCAGCUCUCCUUCAUCCUCAGAGACGUCAGACAUGUACCAUUGUGCCGAAGCUUCUAUGGUGA
Symbiodinium sp. CCMP2592 is the source of this 1761-nucleotide messenger RNA. NCBI's taxonomy places the organism in Eukaryota, Dinophyceae, Suessiales, Symbiodiniaceae. The record is from the annotation of a GenBank genome assembly.